Molecule: messenger RNA, 5994 nt
Organism: Doryrhamphus excisus (bluestripe pipefish)
Lineage: Eukaryota; Metazoa; Chordata; Actinopteri; Syngnathiformes; Syngnathidae
Gene: arhgap32a
Product: Rho GTPase activating protein 32a
Biological process (GO): small GTPase-mediated signal transduction
Cellular component (GO): fibrillar center; Golgi apparatus; nucleoplasm
Molecular function (GO): GTPase activator activity; phosphatidylinositol binding; protein binding
Source: RefSeq, a predicted model, not a curated record
CCCCCACGCACAAUCCCACGCCUUUCCUCCUCCGUGGUAAAUCGGCGUGUGGGAGACACCUGUGCCGCUAGCAUCAUCCAUCCCUGGCGCGAGCACGGAGGCGGUGUCGUGCGCGCUCCCGAGGCUAGCGAGAGUGCACCAGUGCAGAGAGGAGGUAGACACCCUGCGCUGCAUUUUACUUGUCGUUUUAUGUAUUUUUCUUCACAAUCUCGGACGUCUACCUCAGCGACCAGUGGGCUAAUCGGAUGCGGGUGCGGUGCCAUGUCUGCGACAUGUUCGGGGAUCCAGAGGAGCUGCUGGCUUAGACCGGCAGAGGACACCCGCAGCAGGCUGCGUGUGGUGGCAGAACAACAGCAUCAUGGAGGCUGGCUGCGUGGUUGCCGCGGUGAUUGAGAAUGCUACCUCAGGACCCCAGGGGGAGGCAGGACAUGGUCACGUCCUUGAGGGAGACGUGGCACCAUUCAGUCAGCUGAACAAAGACGAUGUUGUACCUCAAGCUACCAGCAGCAGUCCUGCAGACGAGUGGCAACCACAGGACAUGCGGGUCAGGAGCGAUGACGUCACAGAGCGCCCGGCCGAGCACCUACUGCGGUCCUGCCCCAGCACGGCGAGCAUGAAGGUCAAGAACAUGAAGAAGCUGACGUUCCCCAGAGGUCACUUCCCCCGCCUGGAAGAGUGCGCCCAUUUCCACUAUGAAACUGUUGACUUUGGGAACGUUGAGUUGGCCUUUGCAGAGGGGCAGAGCGAAGGACCAAAGGCGGGCCAAGACUCCAAAGAACUACUCUUUCUUGUCCAGAUCACCUGCCAGGCUCGGAACUGGCUGGUGAAGAGAUCCUACGAGGACUUCCGUGUGCUGGACAAACAUCUCCACUUGUGCAUCUAUGACCGCCGCUACUCGCAACUGACCGAGCUGCCAAAAUACGAGCCAGUGAAGGACACAGCUGAGUCAGUAACCAAGAUGUUGGCCACCUACCUGACCCGCUUCUCUGCCAUCGCUGACAACAAGAUCAACUGCGGUCCAGUUUUAACAUGGAUGGAGAUCGACAACAAGGGAAACCAUCUUCUGGUAUCUGAGGAGGCUUCCAUCAACGUCCCUGCGAUCGCUGCCGCCCAUGUGACUAAACGCUACACAGCUCAGGCCACCGACGAGUUGACCUUUGAGGUGGGGGACAUUGUGUCUGUCAUCGAUAUGCCUCCCAAAGAGGACACUGGCUGGUGGAGAGGCAAACACGGCUUUCAGGUUGGUUUCUUCCCAUGUGACUGUGUCGAGCUGAUAAACGACAAGAUCCCUCCCAGCGUUCAGAGCUCGGUGUCUAAGCCAGUGUGUAAGAAGCACGGCAAGCUGGUUACCUUCCUGAGGUCCUUCAUGAAGUCCAGACCGCCACCACAGAAGCUACGCCAGCGUGGGAUCCUCAGGGAGCGUGUGUUCGGCUGCGAUCUGGGUGAACACCUCCACAACUCGGAACAUGAAGUACCCCAAGUCGUUCAGAGCUGUGCUGAGUUCAUCGAAAAACGUGGCGUUGUGGAUGGAAUCUACAGGCUGUCAGGGAUCUCGUCCAACAUCCAGAAACUCAGACACGAGUUUGACUCGGAGCAGAUUCCCGACCUAAGCCGAGACGUCUUUAGACAGGACAUCCAUUCUGUGGGCUCCCUUUGUAAGCUGUACUUCCGAGAGCUGCCCAACCCCCUGCUCACCUACCAGCUGUACGACAAAUUCUCAGAGGCUGUGUCUGCUGCCACGGAUGAAGAGAGGCUGGUUAAAAUCCACAACGUCAUCCAGCAGCUGCCUCCUCCACAUUAUAGGACGCUGGAGUACCUCAUGAGACACCUAUCCCGCCUGGCCACAUUUAGCUCGGUCACCAACAUGCACACGAAAAAUCUGGCCAUCGUCUGGGCACCAAAUCUGCUCAGGUCCAAACAAAUCGAAUCGGCAUGUUUCAGUGGAACGGCGGCCUUCAUGGAGGUGCGCAUCCAGUCUGUCGUGGUCGAGUUCAUCCUCAACAACACAGAGGCUCUCUUCAGCUCCAAACUCAACGCCAUCAUACGGGAAAGCACUGGUAACAGCACCUUAUCCAGACCCAAGUCUCUGCUGGUCUGCUCCCCAUCCACAAAGUUACUGUCCCUGGAGGAGGCCCAAGCACGCAGCCAGGCCCAGCUGAGCUCACCCACCACCACCCCCUGCCUCAGCCACAGCGACUACAUCGAGGUGGGGGAGGGACCCGGAGCACUGCUGGGCAAGUUCCAUACAGUCAUUGAGCUCCCACUGGAGAGUGCCAAACGGGCUCCCUCCAAGGCCAAGAGGUCUCCUGUGGGGAACUGGCUUUCCUUCUUCCACUUGGGCAAGUCCAACUCUGUGUCCAAGCGUAAGCUGAAGCGACAUCCCAGUGAGCCCAACGAGAUCAAGAGCAUCGCGCUGCCAGGUGGCAGAGGUGACAGCGGUACAUUGCGCUCUGCUAAGAGUGAAGAAUCUCUCACCUCCUUGCACGCCCUGGAAGGAGAACCUCCAAACUACCAGCACCUCGGCCCUCGUUCCGCUGGUGAGGCCGUGUCUGCAUCGACUCGAGAAGACUUGAUCAGGAGCCAAAGACAACUUCCCUUCAGUCAGCACGUUGCAGACGGUAUCCCCACUUCGGUUUCACCCCCAAACCAAGAGGAGGACAUUGACCUCUAUCCUCCAGCUGCUGGCAUCUCCACCCUGGACUUUGACCCCAUGUCCUUCAAGUUCAGCCUGGCCUCCCCGACUCCUCAACCGCAACGCAACAAGGAAGGACAGAAAUUGAGGAAGAGCGCCGGGUACUCCAGUGAAUCGGAUGCUAUCACCUCUCCAAACAACAUCAGCAGCCCUCUCUCUCCAGAGUUUAGCCCCACUCUUAGAAAAGUAGGGGUGUCUGAUGGGCCUAUGGCGGAUGGGCACGAUUCCAGAGCUCCACACCGACAUUGCAGCGCAGCGAGCCAAGCAUCAGCACCAACGGAGUCCACACAGAACUUGCCUGAUCCAGGAACAGAUAGACUUAUGAGUUCAGUGUCUAUUCUCCCUCCUCACCCUUCCCCGACGAGUGCUGCACGCAAGUUGGCUUUGGCUCUGGCCGAGUCGGCCCACAAGGCCAGCCGCGGCUCCCAGAGAUCAAGAAGUCACCGGGCUCACCCUCUCCAAAGACAGGAAGCCCAGGACCGACCCCCCCGGCCCUCUGCCCUAGAGCUCAACGUCUACCCGCAGAAGUGGAUGCUGGAGGAGAACCCGAAUCCGGUCCAAUUCCUGCCCGCUCACGUCUACUCGCAGCCGAUGCCGCUUGUUGAAGGACCGGACAGCUCGUCUAACUUCACUCCUAAUGUCAGCCCGCUCGGGUCAGGGAGCCUGGACGAGGGCAGUGCGGGCAGGAGGGGCUCCAGACCAGGGGACGUCACACCGGAGGAACCCACCUACCACAGUGUUGGCGUCUCAACGCCUACUGAGCCCCUCUGCUCCAUCCACAGCCCCCUGACCUCCCCCAUAUAUGCCAACGCGGACACCAUUGAUGUUUUCAAUUUCCGCGCCAUUCUGGCCGAGACCUCCAUGCCUGCCUCUAUCGAUGAAGUCCUUCCACGUCCGUUCCAGUCUGCGUCACCCCUUCGUUACAACUACAGAGCCCAAGUCCAGCAUGACGACGUCUAUCACAACCUCAACCGUCAGCAUCCUCAACCUGGAAGAAUACUGCAGUAUCCUCGAGCCAUGGCUUUGCCCCAUCACCUCAUGUACAGGCAGUCCUCAGAGAACCGCUACAGCUCUUCGGGCUUAAGACACCCCUUGUCACCUCAGUACAGACGCUACCAGCGAGGUGAGCACCUUCUGGGUGCCAGACAGCGACAACAAAGCCCCUGGCAGAGGUCGGAUGAUGGACUCGCCCUGCACCCUGCCAUCAGGAGGGCUCGCUCCUUCCACGCCCCGCAGAUUAGUCGCCAUGACUUCCCCACCAGUGACCUCACGCCUACUGACACCAUGUUUCAUUCUGGACAGGGCGUGCCCUAUCAGAGGCUGCUUCAGUUCGAGGACGUGCAGGUCCUCCAUAAUAACCCAUACUCGGACCUGCGUUAUCCCGCGGAUCCCUUCCAACGCAACAGUCAGCCUUGCAGGGCGCGUUCCACGAAGGAAAGAACGUCGUCCGACUUCUACCACUACUCUCCUCGCCUUGGCCACCCCCAAGACAAGGCGGUCUACAUGGACUCAGAAAGAUUUUCUUGUCAGAAGCACGAGAAUGAAAGUGGGCGUAAAAACCUGUGCUCGCCACAAUCUCCCUACAACAGCCCCGUCUCGCCGACUGACUCGAUGGGACGGGAGAUAAAGCACAUCAGGAGUAAGUCGGAUCCUGGAAACGGGAUGCUCUCCUCAGACAGAAGGGAAAACCAAGCAGCUGCAAAAUCCAUAUCGCAAGGGUCCCACCUGACGGAGCAUGAAAUCGCUCGACAGUCAGCAAAACCUGGCCCGGCCCGUCGCGUCGUCAAAGACGGCACCGUGCAGCAGGCGCCGCUUCGCAAAAUCCCCUCAUUUCCCGAGAGGAGCCACGCUAACCCGACCAAGCGGGGCGACAGUGGCCCGAAACGAGGCCACAAGGCAGACCGGGUAGAGAUGCCCGGCGGCGGCGGCGGCUACCGGGCAUCGAUGAGAGGUGACCUCCUCAGGAGGCCCGAGCGCUCGCAGAGCACCAGAGAGAGUCGCCACCAUUAUGCCAAAUCGCCGCCGGAUGCUGAGCACGCUGGAUCCUUUUCCACUCAGCUCAACAGAAGGACUCAGAGCACUAAAGCCAGGCCCACACAAUAUGACCACAUGCCGGGGGGGCACUACGCCGCUCCCAGGCCUAAACCCACAAGAGCCAGUAAAGCCGGGUCAGGAUUUUGGCCGGGCCAGGACGGCGUGGCUUCCCACGGACACGGACUGCUGUCCAAGGCUCUGGCUCAGGAAGCUUUUUAUCACUCUCCAGUCCGAACACAAGCUGGAGUCCACGAGUGACCACCAGUGGUUUAUUUUCAAGUGUAUCCACCCCGGGGCCAAAGGACAAGAGCACUUUAUCCUCUGCCAGACCAUCAGACUGUUUCACUCAAAGUCUUUAUUGUAACCUUCAGGAGCUGCUAAAAGUUGCCGUCGGUCGUGUCGCCUUCACGAAUGAUUCUUUCGUUUUUAUGGAAUCUAGAAAAAUCACAAGGGAAGACAAGGUAGACUUUUAUUAUUGUUGAUGUUAAAGUAUGCUAAAGAAUGUGACUGGACUAAAGUCAGAUUGAGAUGCUGUAGUACUGUAUGUUUUGUAUGACUGCUAGCAAGUGGCCAAUGUACUGUACUGUACUUCUAACGUACUUCUUCCCCGCUUUUCAUUGCAGUCUGAACGCACUUUUGACCGAGUCUUAAUGAUGAAUAUUCCUGAUACAGUAUAAACACUUUAUAUUUUUCUGUGUGAAUCUGCUUGCUGGCUGGGAAUUGUUUUGAAAAGUAAAAAAAAAAAAAAAGCACUUUUUAAGGAGUGAAACGGGAAUCAACCUCAUAGUUGGAAUGGCUGACUUCGCUUUCAGUACACAUUUUAAAAUGCAAUCAAAUGAUUUGCGUUAAAAGUACUUUUAUAUUUUCCUUACGCAGCUCGCCCUGUGAGAAGAGUAUAUUUUGUACGCUGAUGUUGUUUUGUCAAAAAAAAAGUCAUUUCUUCUUUUUAGGGAGCAAUGUGGUGUUUGACAGAUAUGAUUAUAAUCUUUUACUCUUUAAGUUGUAACCGUACAUUCAUUUAGUGGUCGUCUUACAGAGAAUAAAUAUUAAUAUUAUUCUCCUUUUGGUCAGCUUGUUUAUUUAUAUGUUUCCCUGCCUCCUAGGUUGGGUGUUAUUUCAACAGACAGUAUUCAUUUUUACAUAGAAAGGCCUUCUAUGGUGAAAAGUAGACUUUUUAAUAUGUAAUAGAGAGUAAUCCAUACGUGUGCCUGGAGUCUGUCAUGAAGGAAGGACGUCCUUAUCAAGCUGGUACACCUCGACUCGCCCCA